UACAUCAUUAGUUAAUGUACCUUAUCCCAAGGGUGAUAAGCGAUCGAUCCAAAAACAUGAUCGCUAUGGUUACUUCAUCGCUAACAAAUGAUCUACCGACCCAUAAAGUUCUGGAACAAAGACAUUUCAUGUAGUUUGAAAGAAGAUAAAUAGUAGUCGGUUGAGUUCUUGUUAUAUCUCGUAGUCAUCGUAGGGACCUCAAUCGUGAAACAUGAAGUUCGAAGUAUCCGUUUAUCGUAAAAAAUACUUUCUUUUCCGCGCUAAAGAUUAUUGUUCUUUGAUGCGACCAUGUUUCGUGAUUUCUUGCAUACUCGGUGUAUUUCCCUAUCACGUUACUCCAACGAGCUUGAGCAUAUCAAAAUUCGGCUACAUAUAUACCACGUUCGUAACAGGUCUAUACGUCGUUCAUGUUUUCAUUGUUCUCUAUCAAACCGAUGUGUCCCGCAUACUGAAAUACGAUAGCGUACCGGGAAUGUUGCAGGGCAAUUUUUAUUUCAUCCUUGGUACCGCGGUAGCCGUAACCGCGUACUACAAUAUACAUCGCAGAUUGUUAUUUCUUCAACAAUUAUAUCUAGUGGCCUCAAAGUUACCUUCCGAAACCUUCAAUAAGCUGUCGAAAUAUAUUCACACGAAAGACAUAUUCGGUUUUUUAUUUCUGAUCGGACAAAUGCCGAACAUUUUGAACCGAUCGUUGGUCCUAACACUCAGCAAGUGCUCCUUACUAUACGCUACAUUGAUAGUUUUCAUAAUGGAUAUGCUUUAUAUGAAUUGUACCUGCAUAAUUAAAGAAUGUUUUACAAGAAUUAACAAAAAUUUGGAAAAUCUUCAGCGCGUCGUCGUCACUGGCGAGCCUCAUCUCUUGAGAAGGGUCUAUCACGAAAAAAGGAAUCCUUUGCUUUUAAUAGAAUUGAAGGCCAUUAAAAUGAGACAUCAACAGGUCAGCGACGUUCUUCAACAAUUGAACUCGACUUUUGGUUCUCAAAUUAUUAUAACGUCUUUGAUGACCUUCGCGGAAGUAACAUUCAGUCUAUACUUUUACAUAUUGCAAACGAUCGAUAAGAAAGAAAUAAACUUGGAGAAACAAAUUUGGUAUUCUUACUUUAUAACAUCGAUAGCAUAUUAUUCCAUCAAGUUAGGUCUAAUAGCGUGGGCGUGCGAAACCGCUAAAAACGAGGCUGCCGAGGUUGGAAUUAGGAUCCACGAGGUAGUUAUCAAUACUACGGACAAGGACAUUAAAAACGAGCUGCAAUUAUUUUCCUUGCAAGUAUUGCAUCGAGAUAACACCUUUACCUCCAAAGGACUCACUAUGGACGCGUCUCUCGUAACAACGAUCGUAGGGAGCAUUACAACGUAUCUGUUGAUUCUAAUACAAUUCCUGAUUUCCUUACACUCGUGCAAACCCAACAACGGAACCAACGUAAUGUUUUAA
Molecule: messenger RNA, 1429 nt
Organism: Vespula vulgaris
Lineage: Eukaryota; Metazoa; Arthropoda; Insecta; Hymenoptera; Vespidae
Product: gustatory receptor 23a-like
Exons: 3
Coding region: 212-1429 (405 amino acids)
Biological process (GO): sensory perception of taste
Cellular component (GO): neuronal cell body; dendrite; membrane
Source: RefSeq, a predicted model, not a curated record